ACGCGAUUCGCGAUUACAACGAUUACAACUUCGUAAGGACGAGAUAGGAAUACAAUACCUAUGCUCAUUGCUGGCGACCUGACGGCGUUUAUUCAUCCAUUACGAGCUUGGAAUUUCUGCCUGGGCAUAUCUACCUUCUAGUAAACGCAUUCUCAUCUCCAUCGGAAAAUAAAUAAAACAGAAAACACCUCGGGACCGCGAGGAUGACCCCAAAGAUGGCCGAAGUGAACGUGACCGGCAAGGUCAUCUCGCCGUCGCGGAUGGCGCACGUGGUGCUGCGGACGCCGCGCUACGAGGCGAUGGUAGCGUUCUACACGGCGUUCCUGGGGGCGCACGUGGUGGUGCGGACGCCGGUGAUCGCGUUCCUGACGUACGACUCGGAGCACCACCGGAUCGCAAUCGCGGCGGUGCCGGGGUGCGGGGAGAAGGUGCGCGGGAGCGCGGGGCUGGAGCACAUCGCGUUCGGGUUCGGGGGGCUGGCGGAGCUGGCGGCGGCGUACGUGCAGCGGCGGGCGCGCGGCAUGGUGCCGGUGUGGAGCACGAACCACGGCCCGACCACGAGCCUCUACUACCAGGACCCCGACGGCAACCUGCUCGAGACCCAGGUCGACAACUUCGACGACCCCGCCGCCGCCACCGCCUUCAUGCUCGGCCCCGACUACGCCGCCAACCCCUGGGGUGUCGACUUCGACCCCGACCACCUCGUCCGCCGCCUCCGCGCCGGCGAGCCCGAGGCCCAGAUCAAGAGGCGCCCCGUCAGCGGGCCCCGCGCCAUCGAGACCGUGCCCAUCUUCAACCCCCCGCCGCCGGUCGUGAGGGACAGCUACGAGCCGAUCGAGGGCGCCGUCUGAUACGCCGUUUGCAGUCGGGUAAGAGGCGGGCGCAUGUUACCUACCUAUGUAUAAGAACUGAGCUGUUGGCACGACGUUUUUUCUUUCCUAUUGAACGGUUUUGUCAGGCGGU
This is a messenger RNA of Durotheca rogersii, 963 nucleotides long. RefSeq names its product Glyoxalase/Bleomycin resistance protein/Dihydroxybiphenyl dioxygenase. The coding region runs from base 204 to 851 and encodes 215 amino acids. Lineage: Eukaryota; Fungi; Ascomycota; Sordariomycetes; Xylariales; Xylariaceae. Gene Ontology annotation, molecular function: ferrous iron binding; catalytic activity. The transcript has 2 exons. The record is from RefSeq and is a predicted model, not a curated record.